Messenger RNA from Fusarium sp. VM40, 1263 nucleotides. The record is from the annotation of a GenBank genome assembly. NCBI's taxonomy places the organism in Eukaryota, Fungi, Ascomycota, Sordariomycetes, Hypocreales, Nectriaceae.
AUGAACAGAGUCUGGCCUCUAAAGUCCCUCUGUCGACGACCAUGGCCGAUAUCGUCAGUGACUGCGCCAUUGCUUGAUCCUUUAAUCCCCAUUGAAGAAGAAAACACACCGGAUUAUCACGCUGAUCGGUUCUACCCUAUCAAACUUGGCCAAGUUCUCAACAAGCGAUACCAAAUUGCUACAAAGCUAGGCCACGGUGCCAGCUCGACUGUAUGGCUGGCUAGAGAUCUCAACCGCUGGCGAUGGUCAAAGGAGAAAUACGUCGCUAUCAAGGUCAAUGUAAUCGGACAGCCUUCACGACGGGCCCCCCCAGACAAUGAAAUCGAUAAUUUAAGGCACAUUUUUCAAGUGAAUCCCGAGCAUACAGGCUGGCACUUUAAUAGAAAGCUCUCCGACUCCUUUUCACUGGCCGGUUCCUUGGGCGCCCACAGAUGCCUUGUUAUGGAGGCCUUGCGUGAGCCCCUGUGGCUUUUUUGCAAAAGGUUUACAGGUUGUGUAAUACCUCCAGUCAUCUUGAAGAUACAGAUACAGAUGAUCCUUGAAGGACUCGACUAUCUCCACUCGGAGUGCCAGGUUAUCCAUUCAGACCUCAAGCCAGACAAUAUCAUGGUCAAGGCCGAAGACGUUUCAAUUUUCCAACGAGAUGCUCAAGAUGAAUUCGACAACCCAAUCCCGCAGAAGCAUAUUGAUGAUACACGUACCAUAUACCUCUGUCGGAACAACUAUGGACGGAUUGUGGCUGGAGACGGUAGCAUCCAAAUUGUCGACUUCGAUCUUUCCGUUCGGUCAAACCCGGGUCAGAUACAUACAGGUGCUAUUCAGGCAGAAAUCUUUCGGGCGCCAGAAGUGAUACUGGACGCAGGAUACUCGUAUUCUGCAGACAUCUGGAGCCUUGGGGUUAUGUUAUGGGAUUUACUAGAGGGAGAUGCUCUUUUUCUUCCGAGACUCCAUGACCUCAGUGAAUACGACGACGAAUCGCAUCUUGGCCAAAUCACAGCUUUGAUCGGCCCUCGACCACAGAACAUCCUGUGUAAUGGUCAGAGAAACUCAAUGUUUUAUAAUCCGAAUGGCGAGCUCAGAGAUCCUGGUCGAGUUCCGGAAGGUCUCACCUUUGACAGCACUAUCAAACGAAUAAGUGGCGAGGAAAAGGUCCAGUUUAUUCGUUUUGUCAAGAGGAUGAUGAAAUGGAAUCCGGAAGAGAGAGAUACGGCAAAACAACUGCUUAAUGACCCAUGGUUGGAAGAAAAGUCUCCUCAAGACUAG